Molecule: messenger RNA, 756 nt
Organism: Castor canadensis (American beaver)
Lineage: Eukaryota; Metazoa; Chordata; Mammalia; Rodentia; Castoridae
Source: RefSeq, a predicted model, not a curated record
AUGGCGGCAGGUGACCCAUCUGGAUGGCCAGCCCUGUUCUCCCUGGUUCUGGCUGUGGCAAUAUGCUUUGUCAGUGCCAACAUAUUUGUAGAUGAAGAACGGAAUCGGUUGAUAGUGGGAGAGAAGUACAUGCGCUUCGGGUCACUAGUGGUAUUGACCAAACAAGAGAAGAAGGCUAAUCGGAACCUCAUGGCCAUCAAAAAAGCUGAGAUCAAGGAAGCCAUGGAGACCCAUCAGUUCCCACCCAGCAUGCACUUCUUCCAGGCCAAGCGUCUCAUUGAGGACAGCGAGGUGUUUCGGAUCCUAAGGAAGAUGCCGAAAGGGGCUGCUUUACACAUCCAUGAAUUCAGCAUGGCCAGUGUAGAAUGGCUGGUGAAAAAUGUUACCUACAGGCCGCACUGCUAUUUCUGUAUCACUCCAAAGGGGCUCUUUCAAUUCAAGUUUGCUGACCCAGCUCCCCAAAAGCUCAGGUCACGAGAAUGCACAGAGUGGGUUUCCCUGGAGGAUCAUCGAAAGAAGUCAAAUGCCUCUGUGUUUGACAAGAGAUUGCUAAGCAUGUUCUCCAUGGUGACCAAGAACCCCCACAGUAUCUACCCCAACCAAGAUGCUGUCCGGACGGAGUUUCAAAACAUCCUCUUCUCCAUGUCCGGUCUUGUCACUCACGCACCGGUGUUCAAAGACUACAUCUUCCAGGGCCUGAAGGAAUUCCACCAGGACAACGUGUUUUUCUUGGAGAUCAGAACCAGGCUGUCCCCG